Molecule: messenger RNA, 648 nt
Organism: Naegleria lovaniensis
Lineage: Eukaryota; Heterolobosea; Eutetramitea; Acrasida; Naegleriidae
Exons: 2
Coding region: 1-648 (215 amino acids)
Source: RefSeq, a predicted model, not a curated record
AUGGGAGCGGAGGGUGUUUCCAUCAUUCAACACGUCUAUGAAUUGAAUAGAGAUCGACCGAAUUAUUUAACAACAGUCUCUGUAAGAAGAAUAUUGGAUUAUAUCAGUAUUUAUUGUGCAUUAUGUGGAUUAAUUCCUGUAGUUAUUUUAUCAAUCAUUGCAUUGAGUGCAUCCUCAGGAGAAAAUGAAUCCCUAAGAAGAACGUUAACAUUUGCUGUUGGAGUUCCUUUGGUUGGAAUUGGAACUGCCAUUGUCUUUUUAUUUGGAAUUAUUGCUGUUGUGGCCAUUGUUCUCAUGUUGAGAUCUUCUGCAAAAUAUACUCCAAGUGAUAGUGAAGUGUAUCGAUUACAAUUACAAAGCAUGAUGAAAUUAACAGUUGGAGUGGUGAUUAUGAGUUUAGGAGCAGUCUUGGAAGUGGUUGGAAUUGUAACCAAUUAUUUAGAAAUGCCCAAUUUUAUUGUUUAUCCAUUAGCGAAAGGAGUGCCUUAUAUUACAUUUAUGAUUUGCAUUUCAUUAAUAUUUUGGCCUUAUCGUUUACCGUUAUUGAGUCAUCCGAUUCAAUUUGUUACUCAAGAAUUGAGAUUUUCACCAAAAACAAAGGAAGAAACGUUGGUAGAUGUUGCACAAGUAGAACAUGAAAUGAAAUAA